AUGACCUCCAAUCAAGGUGACAAGGGUUUCCUUAUCCGCCUCGUCCCAACGUCGAAUCCACAACUGCAACAGCCAAGCCAGCCUCAGCGACCUGCUGCGACUGAGAACAAUAUGCGUCCAGUGAUAUGUCCUGGUAUUCAUAUCUCACAGACAACCUUUCGUACAACGCUGCAACAGCAGCCGCGCCUUUCCCAAGAAACGUACUUGCAAGCUCAACAACUCCUGCCUCCCCCGUUUCAACCACGCGUGCAGCAAGCCUAUCAGCACACCAUGCAGCAACAGUUCCAACAGCCGUUUCAACAGCCCGUUAGCCAGUUUUUUCACAUGCCUUUCGAACAGGGCUUUCCCCGACCGGUUUACAGUCCUCCCAUUUCUCCGUACGUGUGUCAACCCAUGCAACAGCAGUUUGUGCCACAGUUCGCACCACAAAGGAUCCCACACGGGAUGGCUCAUACCAUGGCACAGGUGACGCAGCUUGUUCCACCGCACAUGGAACCAACCGUUCCAUGCGUUCCAAUCUACCGUCAAGUACCUGUCUCCAGUACUGUGCCGGUCUCACUGCAGGGCUUCCCAAGCGGCUUAUCCGUGACGGCCAUUGCGAACGCGGGGCGAGAAUGCAAAAGUAAUAAAGAGCCCACGACUCGACACAGUUGCUGCUGUCUUGGACAGCACAGCCACGACAAAUCUACGGCGCAAGCGGCGAAUUCACCCAUGGCGAGCACUCCCUACGUUUCUCUACCCAACAGUCUGUUUGAAAAUCUAGUGGCGAGAGUGAUAAGUCCCCCUCCACCACAGCCGGCCGGCAACAUCACUCUUGGCGCUACUGUUUCUAUGGGCAAGAAAAACAGAGGAUCCAGCUCGUCACUUCUCACCGAGGCUGAGAAAACCAGGAGUCGUCCACCGAAAGCAAAACGCAAAAAGAAACACAGGACGAAGACGCCUCCCCCUAGCUCUUCAUCAAGCUCAUCCGAGCACAAGAAGAAAGAUAAACCGCCACCGCCACCGCCACCUGGGAAGAAAGGUCUGAACGAAAACGUUCCGUCACCACCGCCACCUGUACCUCCGUCUCCUGGACCGGAGCCGGAGGUUCCAAUUCCACCAGAACCACCAACACCGGUUACCCCAGUUCUGCCUCCACAAGUGUCUCCUGAGGCGCCUACCCCACCACCGCCAGUUUCGCCGCCACCAGUUAUAUCACCGCCGAGGUCGCCCAGGGCCGCUUCCCUGCAGCCGCCAUUUGUGGGGGAAGAAGAGCACGACCACGUCAUAUACCACGAAGAACAACCCCCUGUCAUGCACCCCGUGCCGCUGCCCAACACGGUUAGCCCAGGAGGAUCGGAAGCCCUCAACCGGAAAGAACCGGAAGACAGUUCCACGGCAUGUGUAAUAGUGGUGGUGGUUGUGGUUAUUUGCCUGGGGUUUUGUAUGUUAUGUGUCAUCUUUCCGAGCAUCAUAGAUACUAUUUUUGGACUGCGCCCCAGUAAGGGUACGGUGCGCGGGGGAAGAGACGUGCGAUUUGACAUCUCCGACGCCAUUGACGGCCUUAAAAGGGUAAGGGACGCUAUUCUGAAGUUCCUCCCGCCAACAACGGAAUCUGAUGGUACGAAUGUUGAGGGGGAUUACACUAGGUUUUUCUAG
Messenger RNA from Ornithodoros turicata, 1638 nucleotides. RefSeq lists its product as uncharacterized. The record is from RefSeq and is a predicted model, not a curated record. The coding region runs from base 1 to 1638 and encodes 545 amino acids. The transcript has a single exon. Lineage: Eukaryota; Metazoa; Arthropoda; Arachnida; Ixodida; Argasidae.